This is a messenger RNA of Macrosiphum euphorbiae (potato aphid), 660 nucleotides long. The record is from the annotation of a GenBank genome assembly. Lineage: Eukaryota; Metazoa; Arthropoda; Insecta; Hemiptera; Aphididae.
AUGAAAAACAGUCAGUCACGAAUCCAAGAGAUCAAUAAUAAAAUAAAAGAAUCCUGUGAGUUAGGAAAUAAUCUUAAGAUAGAAUACACAAAACAUGUUUGCAUGCAGUACACUAAUCAAGCGGAAAGCUUCUUGACCGAAAUCAAUAGUAACAAAAACCACAUCAUAAAAAUCAUCGAGCAACAUAAAUCAUAUAAUAUUCGUAAUAGGAGAGGACUAAUUAAUAUGGUAGGAGGCGUGGCUAACGUACUAUUUGGUGUAUGCGACGACAAUGACGCUAAAUAUUUUCACGACAAAAUCAAGGAACUCGAAAGCUCUAAAUCACAACUUUUCCAAAUAACUGAAACGCAAACUCAAAUUAUGAAAUCAAUGUUAACAAAUGUAAAUUCAUCAUUAAUCGAAUUAGAAAUAAAACAGGGAUAUCUGGUAGACGGGUACAAUCAUUUAUUACAUAAAACAGACGUGGGAGAAAUGGAUGUAGGUAUUCUAAAAUUCCAAAAUGCAUUGACGGAACGCAUAGCACUGUUAAAUGUAAUUUUAAACCAGUACGCUUACGAAACAGAAAAUUUGAUUAGUAUCUUUAAUUCAGCACUUUUAGGUCAUAUUCAUCCAAGUCUAUUAGACGCAAAUGAAUUCAACCAACAAUUAAAAAAAAAAUAA